Drosophila ananassae is the source of this 2157-nucleotide messenger RNA. RefSeq lists its product as uncharacterized. The transcript has a single exon. The coding region runs from base 103 to 1863 and encodes 586 amino acids. Lineage: Eukaryota; Metazoa; Arthropoda; Insecta; Diptera; Drosophilidae. The record is from RefSeq and is a predicted model, not a curated record.
GUCGAGUCAGUAGACUCCCAGAAAGCAGGCUACCAGUUCCCCGACUACCCCACAUAAAUUCCACUUCCCAUUCAACUAAAAAUAGUCAAUUUCAAGUAGAAGAUGAACCUUCAGGCCAUCUAUGACACGUGGAUACCCAAGUACCUCCAGGUGCAGCCCGCCAAGAUCCGGAUAACGAUACUCUACCGCUUCGUCUUCGCCAGCGUGCUCUGCUUCGUCCUGGACUACCAGCUCCUGGCCCUGUUCCUCUCCCUAACCCUCUUCGAUGUCCGAAGGCCAGUGAGCAGCCUGAACGAGGCCUUUGGCUGGACCUUCUUCUCGGUGUACACCUCGGUGGUGAUGCUGGUCAUCCGGGGCGGAGUGGCAGGAUACGGGUGGCUGCUCUGCAACGUGCACUACUCCGAUCCGGUGCUCUGCCGGAACCGCAGAGAUCGGUUCGCCGAGGAGUGGCCGCUGCUCCUGAGGAUGUUCUUCGCGAUCCUCUUCAUCGCCACCAUGACCAGCCUCCUGUACGUGUCCUUUGCGGCAUCAGAGGGAGAAUCUUGGCACUACCUCCUGUCCUGCGGCCUCUUCUGCGCCGUAUCCUACUUUGUGAACAACUUCGAGAGGCACCUGACGAGGUUCCCCCUGCCCAUGCUGCACAUCGACUUCCAUGCGGCCCUCCUCAACACCUGGUGGCAGAUCCUGAAGCGCUCCGGCCGGGAGGCACUCUACCAGACCGUACUCUUCUCCCCGAUCUACUGGUACUCGGUGGGGUGGUGUCUGGACGGCACCGUCACCGUCACCCAGACGGGUCUGCACCUCCAGGGCUGGCUGCUGUCGACCCUGAUCCUGGCCAAGCUGCACAUGGUGCGGAAGCUCUACGGCCUGGUGAUGCAGCGCCCCUUGUCGCUCAUCAACGACUCGCCGAAGCUGCACGAGACCCACGACACGUGCCUCUUCAACAUCAUCCUGGGCCAUGUCCUGCGCUGCGUCUACACGAUGCAGAUGAGGCCCAUACCCAGGUCCCUGCAGGUCAACAGCCUGCUGCUGCCGCUCACCAUGGUGCUCAGUGUCGGCCGGAUACACGGCUUCCGGAUGCUGGCUUCCAGGGAGUUCUACUCCGCCAUGUCGGGGAAACUGGGCCGGGAGCUAUUCGCCCUCAACGACGUGAAAAAUAUCCAUUCCAACUGGACGGAAUUGCGCGACCUUCUGGUCACUGACGCCGAGGAGUUCGUGGUCCGGCUCCAGAAGUGCAUCGGGAAGUGCCACGCCAACAAGGAGAUUGCGGGCAAGGUGUCCAGGAGCCGAAUGCGUUCUCUCACGAAGCCAUCCCCGCGAAGGAAACCUGCGAAGGAACCAUCCUGCGAGUGUCCUGCGAAGCCCCAGGAAACCGACUACCUGAAGUACUUGUACCUUCUGGGCCAGUCUCUGCGGAAGAGAAUCCGUGAGUUUGGUCGGCGGGUCAAAGGACAUCUGGCUGGACGUCGGCACUGGCAGUGCUACAUGCUCGAAGUGGAUGUCCUGGCGGAGCUCCACCACGAGUUGUGUUGCGGGGAGCCCCUGGUGUGGACGCUCCAGGGUCUGGUGGGUGUCUUCAUGAGGUCCGUGGCGGACGAUCGGUACGGGGUGGUCCAACCCGACCUGCGGCUCGUCCUUGAGACCCUGCACAAGGUGGAGCGCCAGCUGAACCUCGCCAGCGGACUCAUCCACAAGAACAGGUGCAGUUGCGCCGGGACGUGCCGGAGUCACGAGCUCCUGAUGGCGGCGGUCCAGCGCUGCCAGUGCCGGAUGCUGGUGACCUUUGGCCCCCACCUGGACUUUAUUGUCGGACGGGGCGAACUAGAGAAGGAGUUGGAGGAGAGGAUGGCACUAAUUUACUAAUUUCUUGGUUAAUUUUUGUUAUUAAUUUUUUUUUCUGCUGUGUUCUAUUAACAAAAUUAUAAAUUGGUCCUGGAGAGCAAAGUUUUGCUUUUUAUUGAAAUUAGGGGGGGUUUGAAAAUUAUUUUAAAUAAAUUCCUAUCUGAAGAACCUUGGGUCCUAGCUUCAAAUCGAUUUUAUUUUUUAUUUUUGACACAAAUUCUUAAUAUUAUUUACCAUGUACCUUUUUUAAAAUAUAUAUUUUAUUAAAAUUGAAUAAAAUAUGUUUUUUUUUGUCCAAAAAUUGUGUCUUCUGCU